UGCCUCUCGCUCCCAUAACACACGUUUUCUGGAGACUUGUGGGCAGAGAUCUGAUGAAAUCGCGCGCUGUAUGCGCUUUCGGUAGCCUGUUUGCAUCCAGACUGAGGAGAAAUACGCAGACUAUCCACCCACGUCCUGUGGUCAACCAGAUCUGAUCACAAUCAGAACACAAUGGGACUUGUGUGCGUCUAGACUUGUCUUUUCUAUGCGAUAUUCGUAUCCUGAUAGCGAGAGGUCGCAUGUAGAUACUUCCAGAUUGAGACCAGUGCUAGUCGGCAACGACCAUGGAAACCAGGAUCCGUGGAAGAAAAAGCUUUUUUGGAGAUUAAGCUAUUACAUGAUCAAGUAGAUUAUGUGAAUGAUAGGCACUUUUAGUUCACCAAUUUCGCAAAAAAUAAAAAUGUAUGGCGGGUUCAACUGGACUACGGAUGUAGGUCGCCGAUGGCUGGAAUUCAAUCUAUUCCUCUGAAUUCACCCAGCAUGCGGUUAUAUAAGGUGAUAUAAAGUAAUUUCAUCUAAAUGGUCCAGGAUGACAAUAAUAGGUCAAACCCACCAUAUUAGUAAAGCUGGACACUGAAUGAAAGCAUGAAACAAGUGAGACCGUCUUUGGACUGAAUCAACUUGCAGUUGGCAAAAUUCGUAUCCAUUUGCGUCCCGACCUUAUUGCUACAGGUUGAGCACUUGGCCUUUUCACAAAUUUACUUACUGCACACAGUGUUGACAUUGCUCUUCCUUUCGGACUCAAAUGUUAUAUAUUUAGGCGCCAUGGCUGAGCACGGUGGCCUUCAUAGUAUGUGUUUAAAUAAGGUAGACUGUCACAGUUCCUCCACCUUGUCCUCCAGCUCAGAGCAAGAGGGUGAAAUAUUCACCAAGUUGAAAGUCAGUUUGACUGAGGACUAUCCGCAGAAGAAUGCGGAGAUUCUGAGCGGCCAGUAUGGGACUAAUUUACUUUUGAUCGGCGUGUCCUUGAUGCUGGUUAUUGGGAACAAUGGCGCAUCCGUGAAGGAAGAGCACCUGCUGUCGUUUAUCACGACCCUCAUAAUCGUCCAGCUGCUAUGGAUGAUGUGGUACAUCGUGAGGAGAGGCAUGCAGAGUAACUUACAGGCAGAAAAGGAUGCGCAUGCUACUACCUCCUGGAUAAAAGGUGGUUUAACUCUUCUUGCGCUUCUCUCGUUGAUCAUGGAUGCCUUCAAUAUUGGAUAUUUUGUGGGCUAUCGAUCAUGCCUGUCGGCUGUUCUCGUGGUAUACCCCAUCAUCCACGCAACUCACACAAUAGCACAGGUGCAUUUCCUUUGGUUUCACAUCAAAGACGUCAUCAAGUCCUUUGAGACCUUUGAAAGGUUUGGCGUCAUCCAUGCAGUCUUCACCAACCUGCUGCUGUGGUGCAGCGGUGUGAUGUCUGAGGCCACUCACUUGCUAAACCACCACAACACAAGGCUGACUGCCCUGGGCUUUGAAAACCUCACCAUGGUGGAUAUGGAACCUCAUUGUAAUUGCACUAUCAGUGCCUGCUCCGUGUUCGUCAACGGCCUCUACUACCUUUAUCCCUUCAACAUCGAGUACCACAUCUUUGUCUCGGUAAUGCUCUUCGUCAUGUGGAAGAACAUAGGGCGCACCAUUGACCUCCAGCACAACCGGAAACGGCUGGCUACCAAGACCCAGGGGCUGGUAGUCGGCCCCAUCCUGGGUCUCGCUGCCCUGGCCAGCACCAUCGGCGUACUGGUGGUAUACAUCAUCCACGUGGAAGAGUCGCUGGACAUCCGGGAGUCAACCAUUGCAAUUUUCUACUACUACGGCAUCGUCAUGCUGGUGCUCAUGUGCUCGGCCGGGGUCACGGGUCUGCUCAUCUACCGUGCCGACCCCAUGCCCAUGGACACCACCAAGAACCCUUCGCGGAAGCUGGACACAGAGCUCCUGUUUGGUUCGUCGGUGGGCUCCUGGUUCAUUUCCUGGUGCAGCGUGGUGGCCGUGUCAGCCUCACGCAGCAGCCCGAGCUACCGCUGGACCAACCUGAUAUACUCGCUGCUCAGCAUCCUGGAGAAGUACAUCCAGAACCUGUUCAUCAUUGAGUCCCUCUACCGCCAGCGGGAGGACGCUGAGAGGGAGGACGCUGAGGUGGCGGGGCCUGCGCCAGAGAUAUUAUCCAUGACCUCCUCCUUGUCUCCACCCAACAACGGAAUCAUCAACCAGGCGUACGAGAAUCCGGACAACGGCUGCGUCACGCUGGAGAAUGUGCAGAAGGAGAGUGGACAGGUGAAUGGGUGCCCACAGAAACAUUUGGAAGUGCCCCGUCAGGUGGAAAACAACGUGGAGGUGACCCCGAGCAAGAAGAGUCAGAUCCUGAAGAACAUCGCCGUCUUCCUUUUCAUGUGCAACAUCUCACUCUGGAUCCUUCCUGCCUUUGGCUGCAGACCCCAGUAUGACAACGGCCUAGAGGAGGAGACAUUUGGCUUCACCACAUGGACCACAGUUCUCAACUUCGCCAUGCCGAUUACCCUCUUCUACCGCAUGCACUCUGUGGCCUGCCUCUUCGAAGUGUUCCGGAGAGUGUGACAAGACGAAGAGGGACCAACGAGACAAGGCAACAUGCACAAGAACACUUGUCACCAAGGGCUCCAUAUAGGCAAUUAAUAGCAAUACAGGUCAACCAUUCAGGAGGCCGUCUUGUCAUGUACUUUGACUUCCAAACAAGCAUGAAAACACAUUUGUCACUUUAGGGGGCUUAUACUAGAUAAGAUGUCCCUUCUAGCGAUGCAUCUUUACAAGCAUUUUAUAGCACCUGGUCUAAACAACAAAUGACAUUGAUAUGAGACCUUGGGUUCAAAUAGUAUUUCAGGAUAUUUCAAAUACUUUAGCUUUGCAUGAUUGAGCUGGCAAAACGUGCAAAGUAUUUGAAUUAUUUCAAAUAGUAUUUAUCCCCAGGUCUGAUAUCACUUUGUUGUGUGUUACUGCACUAAAAAGAUAAAAUGACAUUUAGAUUUAGGUCUAUCGUAAGUGUUUGGGUUUGUCCUAUGAUUUUCAUCCUAGUGUCGUUGAAGUCAAGUGUUAUUGGACGCAUAUGUAAAUAGUUCAAUGUUUUGGUCUAGAACAGAUGUAAGCCAGGCUAUGUGGGAAUGCAUUAUGAGGGCAUAACAUGAUUAUACCAAGCAAAGUGCCAUACCACAUUCCUUUUUCAAAUCAACCACUGUGUUCACAGCAGUAUGCUACUCCAACAUCAUUAAGAAGCCAAAGCAGCUCUCGCUUUGGUUAUUUAAUGUCACUAAAGAACUGUACUAUGAUUUGAAAAGCCAUAAAUGUUUUUUUUUGUUCUGACAUUUUUAGGAUGUUCUCAUUGGUCAGAAGAAAACACAGGAAACUCAAAACACUGCUGUGUCAGACACUUGAACUACUUGGCUGGUGACAGUCUAGAGUCCUACAUGUACUGUAGUAUACAGUAAGCCAGCACUAGACUUUGAAUGCUCUUCUGUGUAGUAUUGGACUGUAGUUCUCACAAUCUCUCGCAAACGUUCAUUGGACUGUUGGCAAUACUUUCCUUUUAGAUUUUGUACUAAUGUACCUAAACAAUACAGAUGUGGUUUUAUAAAAUAUAUUUAACAAUUUCAAUUAUGGAACAAUAUUUGACUAAAAAAACAAACAGCGUGGUGUAUGUGGAGGUUCCCACAAUCCACACUGAUUCUUCCCCUGGACUCAUAUUAAGCUUAGCCUGGUGGAACCAGCCAAUUUGCUGCGUUCACACAAAGCAGACACCACUUUUUUGGUAGACAGCUGAAGGAUGGGCCUGUUGUUAUGUUAUUGAAAAGGGAAACAAUCCAAUAUUUGCACAGAUGUACAGCAUAUACAGCAUUGACUGGCAUUCAUUUUCCAAAAAGCAAAUAUGUUUGUUCAAACUGAAACAAUUCUGAAUCUGAACCAUUUAUCUUGAUUGAUGUCGUUUUGAAAAGUGAGCAUUGAAAAGAAUCAUAUCGUGUGAAGUGGUUGAUUUAUGUUGUGAGGAAUUACUCAAAUGUAGCGCUACUGCAUAGUUAAAUGUAGAACAACAUAUUGAGGCUGUGGUGGAAUAUCAAAAAACAGAGUUCUACAUUGGUGGUAACUACUGUACAUUGUUCUCAGUUGUAUGUGCCAAUCUGUGGUCAAUGCUUAUUGGUAAACCUGUACCAAUACCACAUCCUCUGUGUACAUAUCUGAAUGUACUAGAUUAAAGCUACUGUAGCCUACAUAGCCUCUGUGAUAAAAAUGAUUGUGAAAUUAUGACAAAUAUUUUAAGUUAACUUAAAUUCAUACUGUAGGUCAGGGGUCAAUCAUUAUUUAUUCAGCCUCGGCACAAUUUAUUUUCUUAAGCGGAUGGCCAGGGGGUCAGAACAUAGUUAUACAGUGCCUUCAAAGUAUUCACACAUCUUGACUUUUUGCACAUUUUGUUGUGUUACAGCCUGAGUUUGAAACAAUGUCAAGUGGAAUUAUGUUUUUUGACAUUUUUACUAAUUAAUAAAAAAUGAAAAUCUGAAA
Messenger RNA from Salvelinus fontinalis (brook trout), 4503 nucleotides. RefSeq names its product proton channel OTOP1-like. NCBI's taxonomy places the organism in Eukaryota, Metazoa, Chordata, Actinopteri, Salmoniformes, Salmonidae. Gene Ontology annotation, cellular component: membrane. Gene Ontology annotation, molecular function: proton channel activity. The coding region runs from base 766 to 2553 and encodes 595 amino acids. The transcript is spliced from 6 exons. Gene Ontology annotation, biological process: proton transmembrane transport; inner ear morphogenesis. The record is from RefSeq and is a predicted model, not a curated record.